Molecule: messenger RNA, 1901 nt
Organism: Cryptotermes secundus
Lineage: Eukaryota; Metazoa; Arthropoda; Insecta; Blattodea; Kalotermitidae
Gene: HDAC3
Product: histone deacetylase 3
Exons: 1
Coding region: 295-1596 (433 amino acids)
Molecular function (GO): histone deacetylase activity
Source: RefSeq, a predicted model, not a curated record
UUCUGUGUACUUGUGGAAGCGGUGUUGCUAUUGUGUAACUGUUUAAUAUUCUGUAUGACAAAUACAAGUUAUACGUCUUUCUUUAAUUUUAUAUAAGCACAGGAGGUCAGAAAAACAUAUGGCUCAAAAUAAGUUACGAAGUUAAUGUAUAUUAACGUUGGAAGGUCGUGGCAUUGAAGUAUUAAUUCCGCGUUCAUAACCUCUAUACUGGUGUAAUAGUGUUUCUUUUUGUACGUGGUAUAGUGAUGUACACAAAACUACAGAUUCUUACGGUGUAUUAGAGGAGAUUGAAUUAUGAGUGCAAAGAAGGUUUCAUAUUUUUACAACCCUGACGUUGGGAACUUCCAUUACGGUCCUGGGCAUCCCAUGAAACCUCAUAGACUGGCUGUUAUCCACAGUCUUGUUCAAAAUUACGGCUUGCACAAGAAAAUGCAGAUAUACAGACCCUACCGUGCUAGUGCUCACGACAUGUGUCGAUUUCAUUCUGAUGAAUACAUCGAAUUUCUUCAACGUGUGACUCCUCAAAAUUUGCAGGGCUUCACGAAGUACUUGAGUCAUUUCAACGUCGGUGAUGACUGCCCGGUAUUUGAAGGUUUAUUUGACUUCUGUUCAAUGUACACAGGAGCAUCUUUGGAAGGUGCCAUGAAACUGAACAAUAACUGUUGUGAUAUUGCUAUCAAUUGGUCAGGUGGUCUGCAUCAUGCCAAGAAGUUCGAGGCGUCGGGAUUCUGUUAUGUGAACGACAUUGUUAUUGCAAUUCUAGAGUUACUAAAGUAUCAUGCCCGAGUGUUGUAUAUUGACAUUGAUGUUCAUCAUGGUGAUGGUGUUCAGGAAGCAUUCUAUCUCACGGAUCGAGUCAUGACAGUGUCUUUCCACAAAUAUGGUAACUACUUUUUUCCAGGGACAGGUGACAUGUAUGAAGUGGGUGCAGAGAGUGGACGCUAUUAUUCUGUCAAUGUUCCGCUAAAGGAGGGCAUAGAUGAUGCGAGCUAUGUGCAAGUUUUCAAACCUGUAAUCUCAAAUGUGAUGGAAUUCUAUCAGCCAACAGCCAUUGUACUGCAAUGUGGGGCCGAUUCACUUGCCCAUGACAGAUUGGGUUGCUUUAGCCUUAGCACAAAGGGGCAUGGAGACUGUGUGAAAUUUGUGCGUGACUUGAAUGUUCCCCUUCUGGCUGUUGGUGGUGGUGGGUACACUUUGCGAAAUGUGGCACGAUGCUGGACGUACGAGACCUCACUUUUGGUAGAUGAGCCUAUAAGCAAUGAACUUCCAUAUACCAAAUAUCUCGAGUACUUUGCACCUGAUUUCACACUGCACCAAGAUGUUCUUCCACGGCCAGAUAAUGCAAACACCAAGCAGUACCUUGAAACCAUUACAAAACAUGUGUAUGAUAAUCUCAAAAUGUGUCAGCACUCACCAAGUGUUCAGAUGCACGAUGUGCCAGGAGAUGCAUUUCCCUUGCAGGAAGGUAGUGGGCAUGAUGAGAUGGAUCCUGAUGUUCGCGUGAGUCAGGCAGACGAGGAUCGGCGUAUUGAGCCCGCCAAUGAAUUCUAUGAUGGAGAUAAGGAUCAGGAUAAGGCUGGAGAUGAGGCUGCCUGAAGUGUCAUAAGAGGUGGAGGUGCUGUGCUCUGCAAGUAACAAUACGUUGACAGCUAUGGUUUUAACUGACCACAACAAAUUAAGAUUCUUUUUACUGAUAUAUUAAUUUAGUAUUCAUGAAUUGUAUACUGUGUGCUUAACUAUAAAAGUUUUUCAAUUAAAGUAGAGAAUAAGGCAUUUCCUCAUGUCAUAAAAAAUACACCAGGGAAUCAACUCUGUCUUUGAUCCUUCUACCCACAAAUCCCCAUUUGGGGAACAUGUGGUAUUUUUUGACUGUUCAAGUAAAAUGGUAGUCUUAUUUGUCA